Molecule: messenger RNA, 2306 nt
Organism: Xenopus laevis (African clawed frog)
Lineage: Eukaryota; Metazoa; Chordata; Amphibia; Anura; Pipidae
Gene: ccdc22.S
Product: coiled-coil domain containing 22 S homeolog
Biological process (GO): positive regulation of ubiquitin-dependent protein catabolic process
Cellular component (GO): endosome; centrosome
Molecular function (GO): cullin family protein binding
Source: RefSeq, marked provisional
AGAGGGAAGAGGCUAGAGUGCAGCAGGGCGGCUACAUAGAGGGUCCUACACAGAGCUGGGCGCACUCUCACCCCUACACAUACAUGCAUUUAGAUACACGGCCGGGGGAUAAACAAGCGGCGGUCCCGACUGGGCGAUGGAGGAGGUCGAUCGGAUACUCAUUCACUCUCUGCGAUCCUGUGGCACCGAGGUACCCGAAGACAUACAGAGCAUCCGCCAGUUCAACACAGAGCUCAUAGUGGAGGCAGUGGUGAGAUGUCUGCGCGUGAUCAACCCCUCUCUGGGUGCCACCCUCAGCCAUGUUCUACCCCCAGGCAUGUCUGCACAGUUCCGCAUUGGCACCAGUUUGGCCCAGGUCUGCCAGGAUCUGGGGUAUUCUAGUGAAGUGGGUUACCAGACAUUCCUUUACAGCAGUGAGCCUGAUAUCCGAGCACUUCUAAUAUUCUUGGCUGAGAAACUCCCAAGGGACUCCUCAGAGGAUGCACACCAGCCUGCAGGUAAAUCUGCACUUCUUCAAAGAGAGAUUGUAGCUACCAUAAAACAGCAGCUUUCUCUCCCUUGGCUGCCUUUGUCGUGCAGAAGCGCUGCUCUCCGGAGGUCUCAGAGUUCCUGUCGGUUGCACAGAUUUCACUCUCAGCCCCUGUCGUUAGCCAGUGACCCUGCCUUGAAAUCCAUCCCAAAUGAAAGAAAAGAGUAUUGGCAGCGCUACCUUCCCUCUGUCACUUCACAGCUGCCUCAUCUGCCGUCUGUUGCUGCGUCCCUGCUGGAAAGGAACACAUCUAAGCUCAGCGCCGUGCAGGAGUGGGAAGCCGAGUGGAAGAGUCAGGGUCUGGCUUCUCGUUUGUCCCCUGAGGAUUACCGGAGCAGGAAACAGCAGCGAUUGCAAAAGCGGAUCCAGGAGCAGCUCCGGCAGUGUGCUCAACUACUUGCUGAAAAUCAUUUGCCGUCCAGCUCCUCACAGGAUCUCACUGAUAUGCUGAGGGCGUUCAACUUGGAUGGAGGCUCUGAUCAGAAGAAGGGAUCCAGAUUCACUCGCACCCAGAGGUUCACUUACCAACAGGAUCCUCACACGCUAAAGGAACAGAUGCAGAGAGCAGCUGAGAUUCUCCCCAAAACAGAUGCACAGGACGCAGAUGCUGAGCAGCAGGAAAUCUCAUCCUUGCAAGAGCAGAUCGACUCCAUAGAGCAGGAGAUCCGAGGCCUGAGUGAAAGCAACAAACGCCUGCAGCUGACUAUAGGCCAGGUGGAGGGAGAGGUGAACGACAUGCGCCAGAGCUGCGAGGAGAAAGCAAAUGUUGUCAGGGUGAAAAAGCGAGCGGUGGAGCUGCUCCCAGAUGCAGACAACAACCUUGACAAGUUACAGACUCUGGUGGAUGCCAGUGCUCAGAGGAUGGCAAAUCUCAUAGGACAAUGGGAGUCUCACCAAGCUCGACUCAGUGAUGAAUACAUGGAGCUGAAGAGAGUUCAACAGGAGCAAGAGGAUGAGUCUUCCCGUUGGAUGAAAGAUGCAAAAGAUUUGUAUGAGAAGAUUCAGGGAUCGGCUGAUGAGGCAAAACGCAAGGAAGAGCUGUACAAGCAGCUGCUGUCAGAAUAUGAGUCUCUCCCGAAGGAGGUGUCCCGAGCUGCCUACACCCAACGCAUCCUCGAAAUUGUGAGCAAUAUCAAGAAGCAGAAAGAAGAAAUCACUAAGAUCCUGUCAGACACUAAAGAACUGCAGAAGGAGAUAAACAACCUGACGGGCAAGGUGGACAGGACUUUUGUGGUCACAGAUGAGCUCGUCUUUAAGGAUGCUAAGAAAGAUGAACCUGUAAGAAAGGCGUAUAAAUACCUGGCGGCACUCCAUGAGAACUGUAGUCAGCUGAUCCAAACCAUUGAGGAUACUGGGACCAUCCUUAGAGAAAUUCGUGACCUAGAGGAACAGAUAGAGACAGAGACCACCAAGAAGACUUUGAGUAAUCUACAGAAGAUCCUGGAAGAUUAUAGGGCCAUUAAACAGGAAAAUGCCCAGCUACUGGCCCGGACCAGGGAGGCUUAAUAACGUCCUGCCCAUAUCCUCUUCUAUAAUGUCUUCACCUGCAGUUAUACUUGUAACACAGAUCAGCCAUCACUUCCCCUCAUUAAAUAAAACCAACCCACUGAACAGACGAUUGCUCCAGCUGUUUUUCUACCUUUAAACAUAAGUGGCCAAAAUACUGUUCACUCCUGUGCGAUUAGAGCAUUUUUAUAAAGUUUAUGGGAUCGCCAAGGAGCUGUACUGUUAAAUUUAAUAAUAUGAAAUCAUUCUUAUAAACACAUGCUAUAAAAUC